CACCGCUCAUCCACCAACUAUCUGCACCGUACAUCUGCUCGCCCGUCUGCAACAGACCGACUAUUAGCACACACGAUCGUCGGAUCUGAUAAACCCGAAUGUUAUGAUUGGCUCGCCAGACGCACGUCCAAUGCGCCGCCGCCGGUCUGCAUAAUCACCCCGUGCGGGUGGCUGGCUGGCAAUGCGAUGUCACCCCCCGGAAGCGGGAGCGGAAAGGCCCCCCUCCAAACCAUGCCAGCGGUCCAUCCGUAAGAUAAAAAGCCAGGAUGCGCCAGGUAUCUUCAUGUCGGCAGCUGGGCAAGCUUCCAUCGUCCAGGUUCAUCCAUCUGCAGCUGCACUCAGUGCAGUGCAGGAUCGUCAACUCACCUUUGGGGAUUCUGUUUUGAUUGUGCCGCAAGUAUUGUCAGAUUCUAGCCACUAUCUACACGUUCUGUUUUUGGCCGUGAUUUGCAUAGCCUGCGCUGCGCUCUUUGCUUGCAGUCGGGGGAGGGGUUUUGCUGGUUCAUUGUUACUCGCUCGUUGUUCACGUUGCUUCGCUGGGAUUUGAGCCUGAUUUUAAUACCGAAAGAGAGUGGGACCUUCGGAGCUAUUAG
Molecule: messenger RNA, 593 nt
Organism: Pseudovirgaria hyperparasitica
Lineage: Eukaryota; Fungi; Ascomycota; Dothideomycetes; Acrospermales; Acrospermaceae
Exons: 1
Coding region: 182-547 (121 amino acids)
Source: RefSeq, a predicted model, not a curated record